Actinia tenebrosa (Australian red waratah sea anemone) is the source of this 1349-nucleotide messenger RNA. RefSeq names its product flap endonuclease 1. The record is from RefSeq and is a predicted model, not a curated record. Gene Ontology annotation, cellular component: nucleus. Gene Ontology annotation, molecular function: DNA binding; 5'-flap endonuclease activity; magnesium ion binding. Lineage: Eukaryota; Metazoa; Cnidaria; Anthozoa; Actiniaria; Actiniidae.
GGCGGGAAAAUCUGUGUUCGAAACGUCGAGGGAAAGAAUACUAAUUCACGAAAAACAACAGCAUUAAGCAUGGGAAUUCAGGGUCUAGCAAAACUCCUUGCUGAUAUUGCACCCACUGGAAUGAAGGAAAAUGAUAUUAAGAACUAUUUUGGUAGAAAAGUUGCUAUCGAUGCUUCGAUGAGUUUAUAUCAGUUUCUGAUAGCUGUGAGAAGUGAUGGUAGUCAGCUUACCAACGAAUCUGGAGAGGUAACAAGUCAUUUAAUGGGAAUGUUUUACAGAACGAUUAGGAUGAUUGAGAAUGGAAUCAAGCCAGUAUAUGUGUUUGAUGGAAAGCCACCACAGAUGAAAUCAGGAGAGUUGGCUAAACGUAAUGAAAGACGUCAGGAAGCACAAAAAGAGCUGGAAAAAGCAGAAGAAGCUGGUGAUGCAGAAAAUGUUGACAAGUUUACAAGAAGAUUGGUACGAGUGACAAAAGAGCAUAGUGAUGACUGUAAAAAGCUGUUAAAGUUUAUGGGAGUCCCAUAUGUAGAGGCACCAUGUGAAGCAGAGGCUCAGUGUGCAGAACUUGUCAAAUCUGGAAAGGUGUAUGCAACAGGAACAGAGGAUAUGGAUGCUCUUACCUUUGGUACAUCUGUGUUGCUAAGACAUCUAACAUUUAGUGAGGCUAAAAAAAUGCCAAUCAAGGAAUACCACUUGACAAAUAUUUUAAGUGAGACAGGACUCAGUCAAGAUGAGUUUAUUGAUCUUGGUAUCCUACUUGGAUGUGACUAUUGUGACUCAAUAAAAGGUAUUGGACCCAAACGAGCCAUUGAUCUCAUUCAACAGCAUCGUUCUAUAGAAGAGGUUAUAAAACAUAUUGACUCAAAUAAAUAUACUCCUCCAGAGAACUGGCUUUAUAAAGAAGCAAGAGAACUGUUUAAAAAUCCUGACGUUACGCCAGGGGAUCAAAUAGAGUUGAAGUGGGAAGAGCCAGAUGAAGAUGGUCUGAUAAAAUACAUGACAGAAGAAAAGGGAUUCAAUGAAGAUCGCAUUAGAUCCGGUAUUAAGAAGCUUACUAAGGCACGACACGGUUCUACUCAAGGACGUCUCGAUUCAUUCUUUAAAGUGCUUCCUUCAAAUACUCCAAACAAGCGUAAGAUUGAAGAUGCAAAAGGGGCGAAGAAUAAAAAGGCGAAAAUCGGUGGAAAGUUUAAAAAACCCAAAUAAGACAACAAGAAAAAGGACUUUAUAAACCGACCGAAAACUUGUAAGGAUAAACAGAUGAAUCUUAAUGCGAUGGGCUUUUUUCAGAUAAAGAUUAUAAAUGGUUUUCUUACCUCAAAAUAAAAAAGAAAUUUUCAUACUACAAA